CCGUUUUCUCGGAAGCUAGCAACAUGACCUUUUCCACACGGUUAACGAUACUCUUAUAGUUUAUCAAGCACAUCUUAUGCCUGAACCCGCUCACUUCGAUUCUGUUCCAUGACUUAGAACAUGAUGAGGCAAUUGCCCACGCCACCCGCCAGUCCAGCGGUAGGGGCGGGUUCAACCAGCCUGCCUUCAACAACAGAUAAGUCCAGCGCGGAGCUUUCACGAGAGCUAGAUAGUGUUUUGGAACACUAUCUUGUUUUGUUGGAUCAGCAACAGCGGCUGCAGGAGGAGAUUGGUCGAGAAUUUUCCUCUGGCUUUUUCUCGCUUGCGCGCGCGAAUAACUCCUGCCCACCAGGACGUCGGUAUGGCGAAGACUACUAUGAUGAGAGGAUGAAGCCAAUAAAGAAACUGUCAAUUACACCCGCUUCAAAGAUGCCUGCUCAAGACAAACAUACCACGUUAAUCUUGAACCAAAAGAGAAAUAUUCCGUUCUUCACCCUCGAAAACGUUUCGCUCUCAUCUUUUAACUCAAGAGAAACGAAGGAGGACACUGAAAACAAGAGCGACGAGACCGGUCCCAACUCAUCUUCACCGUCCCGAAAUUCUGAUCCAAAUGAGCCGGAUCGUUGCACGGGAUCCGAAAAGUCGAGUACUAAUCGGCAAUCCUCCAACCCACUUAACUGGUUUGGGAUACUUGUUCCCCCAGCUUUACGAACCGCCCAACAAUCGUUUUGUACAGCUGUUGAAGGCCCAAUCACUACAUUGGCUGGUGUGAUUACUGAGAUGCGCGAGGUUGAGAGAGAAGUGGAGGCUUUGAGAGGGAUGCUGGUCGCCGCAACAAUUGGCAACGAUGGAAGCGAAAGUGGCAAACAAUAGCGAUAAAGACAAGGCACUUUUUUGCUCUAACUUUUGCUAAAAAUUUACCUCUGUAUCUACAUAAUACUCCGGAGACAUCUUUAUAUCUCACCUAGAUGGGGUUCAAUGAAUGCAAUGUUGAUAUGGAGGUAUAAUUGAUGCUCUGGUCGGCUUAAGAACUCUGGGAUUGUACCGUAUUAAGGUUGAAAAACUGAUGCCUAAACUUAUAGUGAGCGAAAUACAGGACUUUUUGUGUGCUCAGAUAGCUACCGGCUAAACCUUUACGAAUUACGAACAUUUUCAAAAUGGACACUUUCUUCGGGUAACAAAGAUUCUGUCGAUAAUUUAAUAAAUUUAGGUUUGCUCAAAACGAAUUAGAUUAAUAUCAUAAGCAUCAUACAGAUCUAGACUAGGACUAUUUAGGGGGGGGAGUAAGCUCCCCUUUUGGCGGACAACUUCAUUCCGAAAGAAUUGUAAUGGUACAGAUAUAGAAUGAAGGACAAUAUGAAUUGUUCGAAAAUCGUCUAAUCUAUUCUAGAAUUGUUGCCCUUUUCUGAAGUACAAUAGGCAAGGCAACAACUCGGACGUUUCAGUAAAGAACGGCGGAACACUAUUCUUGGGAACACUAUUCUUGCUUCACUCACCAUUUCUCAGGCAUACUGACUAACAGAUCCACUUCAGUCAUGUCAGCUCCGUAUCCAUUGUAAAUCUAUCUCAAUGUUUAGAGAUCUGAGAUACUCCAACGCAUGUCCGUGAGACCAGCGGCUUCAUCAGUGGCUUAUUGCGUGCCAGCUCUUCAUAG
Molecule: messenger RNA, 1654 nt
Organism: Blastomyces dermatitidis ER-3
Lineage: Eukaryota; Fungi; Ascomycota; Eurotiomycetes; Onygenales; Ajellomycetaceae
Exons: 3
Coding region: 121-873 (250 amino acids)
Biological process (GO): vacuolar proton-transporting V-type ATPase complex assembly
Cellular component (GO): extrinsic component of endoplasmic reticulum membrane; Vma12-Vma22 assembly complex
Source: RefSeq, a predicted model, not a curated record